AUGUGCGACGACGGGGGUGGCUUUGGGCCAUUGAUCAGAUUACAAGCGAGGGUGUCGUACGGCACCAAGCCUGGCGCCUUGGUGUUGGGCUGGCCAGCCAAGGGCGGCAUCCUCGUCCUCGUGGCUUCCACCGUCGAGAUCGCGUUUCUGGGCUACGACCGAUUCGAACCGGUUCCGCGCCCCAAUCCGACGGAUCCGGACUCUGCCGCAGAUGGAGAGACGCACUGCAAUAAGAUGCGCCAGCUGGGUGCCGAUUGGUGGGAGAGCGAAGCCGCGUGGUAUCUGGACCAGCUGGAAGUACGCCAGGCAGGCGUGGUCGGGGAAAGAUUCCUGGGGACUGGGUGGCCGGUCGGGGGCGGUGUCUGGGUUCUCAGCACCGAUGAGUUGAUCGCUGCUGAGAAGCACGCAGGCAUGCUGUUCAAUGCCUACACCAUGGAGGAGCGAUGCAGGGUUAUCGAGCAGCUGGGCGGCACGUUCUACGCCAAUCCGAAAGACUGCCCGGACCUAAACUUGGCGUAGGCGCAGAGCAGACGGCUCAUCAACGUCAGCAAUUGCUUAGAGUGUGUGACCUCGUCUUGUGAGAUGGGGUUGUGGUGAAAUCUGUAUCCAUGAACCUCCAUUUAGCUUAUAAUUCGCUUGGCGCUUUGUAGGGCUAGAGAUUUCGAAGCCGGCGAGUAACUCCCGUUGUAACAAUCCAACCCGGCCAAACCUAGAGCUCAAAGCCCUUCCCGAACUUGCGAACACAGUACCGGUGCCUCCGUACCCUGUCUGUUUUCUGUUUCACCUUCUUGGCGCCGCCCUGAGGGGAUCUGCCAUGCGUCGGCCUUCAGCCAGGAUGGUGCAUGUUUGUGAAGUGAGAGAGAUGAGCCGUUCGGGAUUCGCCGAGACACCUUUUUUAAGCAUCGAGGUGACGGUGCGGGUUGAAGCGACAUUGGAGGACAAGGUCCAGAUGCAACCUCGCCGUCGAGGCAU
Molecule: messenger RNA, 972 nt
Organism: Parathielavia appendiculata
Lineage: Eukaryota; Fungi; Ascomycota; Sordariomycetes; Sordariales; Chaetomiaceae
Exons: 4
Coding region: 1-519 (172 amino acids)
Source: RefSeq, a predicted model, not a curated record